This is a messenger RNA of Didymosphaeria variabile, 1521 nucleotides long. RefSeq lists its product as uncharacterized. The record is from RefSeq and is a predicted model, not a curated record. The coding region runs from base 1 to 1521 and encodes 506 amino acids. Gene Ontology annotation, cellular component: Seh1-associated complex; nuclear pore outer ring. Lineage: Eukaryota; Fungi; Ascomycota; Dothideomycetes; Pleosporales; Didymosphaeriaceae. Gene Ontology annotation, molecular function: structural molecule activity; protein binding. Gene Ontology annotation, biological process: positive regulation of TORC1 signaling; cellular response to amino acid starvation. The transcript has 3 exons.
AUGGACCAACACGCGACCACCGAGCACGAUCCCAUCCAGCUCUCGCUAGACGCAGUGACGCGUAGACUCCACCGCCCGGCUUUCCUGUCCAACCUGACGCCGUCGCGCCUGCCGUCGUGCGCAGCAUCAGAUUCCAGCGUGUCGCCCGGCGAGGCCCCAAACGCCCCACACCACGCCGAGGCACGGUCCCAUCACCGCGGCCAUUCUCAUCUGAACAUCGUCACGCUGGAUGGUGCUGUAGAAGAAGCCGACUUGGUGUGGCCGCUGCUACAAGAGCCCUCUGCUGACGGAAGUGCUUCCGCCAUUGACGCAAACGUGCAGCACCGCCUCCAGACUGCAUUUUGCGCUGCCAGAGACGCCUACUCCAACAUGGCAUCCGCCGGCUUUCAGACGUUUGCCCAUGGCCAUCAGGACCUGGUGCUCGCCGUCGAUUUCAACUAUUUUGGUACGCGCAUGGUGACCGCCGGCUCAGAUCACCGGCUCAAAGUCUGGGAUAAGAAAGAAGACUCCUGGUCGCUUGUGGAGAGCUGGAAGGCGCACGAUGCUGAGAUUGUCGAUGUCAAAUGGAAUGGCCCUUUCAUGGGUGAGGUAGUCGGCAGCAUUGGAGAAGACGGCCGCUGCAAGCUCUGGCAAGAGGAUGUAACCGAAGUACCCAUGUCGGGCAAUCGCUUCAAGCUCAUCACGAACCUCGCAUCACAGACUAACGCCCCUUUCAUGUCCUUGGAUUUCAAGAACAUCAUGCAAGAAACCUGGCUUGCACUCAUCACCCGGGAUGGUCUGCUUCUCGUCUACGAGCCCACUGACCAGAGCAAUCUCAAUGAAUGGGGCAUCAUAGCCGAGACCUGGGUGUGUGGAAACAAUCCUCCUGAGCGCCAAGAAGAGGUCGGCUUCAAGGUUGCUUUUCACAAGGAAAAGCUUCCCUGCUGGACGGCCAUAUUGGCAGGUUUGGAUCGCAAGUCCCUUGGCCUAGCCGUGGCGGCGAUGAAUAAGGUCCUCGUCUUCAGAACUGACAAAACCAAGCGUUUCUUCAAAGUCGCAGAGCUUGAAGGUGCGAGACAGAUCGUACGAGACGUGGCCUGGGCGAAUGGGUCCAUGAGGGGUUAUGAUGUCCUUGCAACCGCUAGUAAGGAUGGCGCUAUACGCAUCUAUGAGCUGUCCACGCCUCGUUCCGAUAAAGCCUCCACUACCGGGCCAUUGACUGCGACUGCCGUAGACACCUUUUCAUCCCCACAAAUGAGCAAGUCUCGGGCCCCUUCUGGAAUCGGAGCAGGUUUAGCUGGCGCAUCAAAAGGCUCAGAGCCAGCUCAGGACUACGAGCAGGGCCCUGGCCGUAUCACGCAGGCAGUGAAGCUUGUAGACGAACUCAACAGUCACCAAGGUGCCGUUUGGCGGGUUGCUUUCUCACAGAUGGGUGAUCUUCUUGUAUCAACGGGAGACGACGCUGCGAUCCGCACCUGGAAAAAAGCCGUCAACGGACAUUGGCUUGAGUACUCAGAGAUCGGAACGUCAGGCGACAUUUAA